Molecule: messenger RNA, 1211 nt
Organism: Symbiodinium sp. CCMP2456
Lineage: Eukaryota; Dinophyceae; Suessiales; Symbiodiniaceae
Source: the annotation of a GenBank genome assembly
GAGAACCAGAGUUGCUCUGACGCCUGUUGGGACAUGGGCCUACUCUGCAGUGAGGAGGUGAUCCAGGAGGUCGGCACCAGCGCCCUGGUGAAAGAGGCAGCCUCCAGGGCCAACGUCACAUGUGAAGCCACGGAGGCUGCGGCAAAGAUGAAGGUGGGCGAAACGACGACGACGACCGCGCCGGAUGAGACGAAGAACGCCUCUGCUCAAGCCGGCGAGAAGUAUGAGAACCACCCGUCGGUUUGCACCUCAAAGGAGUGUGGCUGCGCUGGGCAGCCGGAACACUGCAAGGCUACAUGCUACUUCGGAGACAUGGGAAACAACACCUGCGAUGGCACGCCGAAGCCGGCCAUGGCAAGGCUCUGCGCCUGCCACAGCAUCCGGAGCGCCAUCACUACGGCCUUGCAGGAGAUCACCAAGCAAGGCGACAGGACUGUCACCACCUCCAGAGACGCAGAGGAGCAAGCUCGCCAGCUCUCCAUCCGUGCCACGAAGCUGGAGGAGGAGAUCUCCAUCUUCGUGAUGAAGCUGGCGGACUCCAUGAACAAUCCGAACAUCUCCGUGCCUGGCAAAUGGAGCAAGCUCCUGAAGAAUCAGACGCCCACGGACGAAGCUGCGCCGCAGGAGCUACAGAUGGUGGUCAAGGACAUCGCCGAUGCCAAGGGUCAUCGGAGCAAGUGGUUCCAUCAGGACGAGUCUCAAAUGGACCCGAUGGCGGACACGCGAUCAGAAGGGCACCAUGCCACCCAUGGGCACAAAGCCAUCCUCUUCCUUUUCAUCACUGUCUUCUUUGGAGUCUGCACCAAUGGCCUGUUGGAGCGCAAAGGCGGCUCGCUUCCCUUCACUUGUGCCAUCUUCAUCGAGGGUGUAUUCCUGGCCUUUCUCCGUGGCCACCGUCUGCUGCCACGAACCUUCGAGGACUCGCUGGACUUGUGGCACGACAUUGACCCCCACCUCUUCAUGUUUGCCUUCCUUCCACCGCUGAUUUUCUCGGAGGCGAUGAAUCUGAACAUGAGCAUGGUUCAGCGCUGCUUCUGGCAGUGCUUCAUCAUGGCCGUCCCCGGCGUCAUUGUGGGAGCGGUUCUGGCCGGCGUGGCAGCAAAGUACAUUCUUCCCUAUGAAUGGUCUUGGCCUCUGGCCAUGGCCUUCGGUGCCAUUACUUCUGCCACGGAUCCGGUGGCAGUGGUCUCCAUUUUCAACUCCUUGGGCGU